Microstroma glucosiphilum is the source of this 595-nucleotide messenger RNA. RefSeq lists its product as hypothetical. The coding region runs from base 82 to 414 and encodes 110 amino acids. Lineage: Eukaryota; Fungi; Basidiomycota; Exobasidiomycetes; Microstromatales; Microstromataceae. The record is from RefSeq and is a predicted model, not a curated record. The transcript has a single exon.
UCUAUCAUCAGUUGCACCCCGAGAAGAGAAAAGAAACCCCAAAGGACGAAAAGGAGAGAGAGAGAGAGAAGACGAGACAAGAUGAGAGGAAGAGAGGAAGCUAGUCCGAGGCCCUCUCCUUCCCCUUCCUCGACCCGCUUCCCUCAGCCUGCCCACUACCACCUCCGACGCCAGCCGUUGAUGACCCCUCGUCAAGCAGCCCCGCUGCUGACAAUGCCUUGUAGUUCUCUCCGAGUGCAGCUACCAGUAAUAGAUGCUCAGCUAAUCCCCAAGUUGAAGUCCCCACCCUUCGUGCUUACAGUCUCUGGCUCUGGCUCUGGUAUCGCCAGGACUAUUGAGCGUCCUUGGCAGACACUCUGGUGCUGCCCGGCGCUUUACACUUGUGGCCGAACAAGCCCAAGGAGCCGCUACUAAGAAGCUCUCCGACGAGCAGCAGUGUGAACUUGACCAGGGUGUCAGCCCGGAGGAGAGUCCUCUUCCUCCCAUCUAGCACCGCCAGAGCACCCAGAAUCCGAUCAAGGUGCUUGCCUCGAGUGGUGACUGGCUGGAACAGGGCCAAGUCCGGUCGCUUGGUCAGUUUUGCAUCCUUCUUGAU